AUGGCGAACACAGCCAAAGUAGACAACGAUGGUGCUGCGCUACCAGGGACCUCUAGUCACCCGCACGCAGACACCAACUCACUGCAACUGCCACCAUCUCAAUCAUCACUCUCCGUACGGAGCGACUGUGAUGACAGCAGCGCCGGAUACAUCACCGCCUCCUCCAGUCGCGUCUCCCACAUUGAUGCUGAACCGCUGACCGCGCUGCCUCGCAUCAGCCUCGAUACGGUGCGCUCGUCCACACCAGUCAAGAACCAGCAUCCUUCCUUUGCACGGAGCCCCUCCUCCGACUCGAUGACCACCACAGCGGGCCACAGCAGCAGCAACGACACGAGCUCAGCGAACCUCGCUUCUCUCAGCUCGGUCACCACGUUUGUGCCCAGCACACUUACCGAUCUCGACACGUCGGACGAAGAUGACGACGAUGGCGCGCUUGGCGGUUCGGAGGCUGGGGCCGAGAGCGGAGAUGGUACGGCAGAGUUCGUUCCGAACUACGACUUUGAUCUUCGCGAUCCACACGAGCGCACAAUGAACGAUUAUGAUGGCUAUUUCGAGCAAGACGACCAAGGGGAUGCGACGGAACAAGACCAGACGUUGACAGCCGGCGACGUGAUCACCGUCAGCCAUUCGCACUCCACCAGCAUCAACACCUACAACGACUCGGCUUCCCAUUCGCGCUCUGCAUCCCAGCCCGGCACCACCAUCUUCCCGCACGAUUCCCCAAACCAUCACUCAUCGCACUUCCCCAUAAGCCUCUCGUCCUCGUGGCCGUCGCUCGCGCUGCCUCCCUCGGCAGUCAAGCUGCAUCGCAAGCGGCGCAGCAUCCUCCUCCGCCUCCUCAAGACCUGGGAAGGUCGCGAGCAGGUUUUGCAUCUCACCCACUCGCUCGUCCUCGUACUGUACUCAUCGCUUGACCAUCCGGUGCCGCAAACGUAUCGGAGCGCCAUCAUGCGUCCCGCAGGAGCCGUGUUGGCUAUGUCGUUCCCCAAGCCCGUCCGUGUGGCGCUGAUGCAGCGCAUCUACACGACGGCAGAAGGAAUCGACAAUUUCCGGCGAGUGAUUCUCAUCGCUCGCUGGGUGACGGCCGCUACCGAAGCGGUGAUGGAGCAUUGGCAGAAUCGACAGGUUUCUAAGCGACGUGAGGUUGGCGAGGUUCAAAGCAGGCUUACAGGGGAGGAACCGGUUGAGAAGCGCGCGGAUCAUCUGGACGGUAGGGUGAACUGGUUGCAGCCGCCGAGUAUCGCACCAUUGGACGCUGUAAAUGCGGACGAGGAGGAGCAGACGGGAGGAGAGCAGGGCUUCAGCAGGGCUCCUGCUUCAAAGUUGGGGAAAGCGACGGGACGCGGCGAUGCGACGGGCGCUGUCGGGGCCGAUGUUGCCGAGAAUGUCGAUGCCGGCUCCUCCAAGACGGGCUCCGACAAGCACACGGUCACAUCCUCGACCACUGUCUCCCGCACCUUUGCCAAAUUCUGGUCGAGCCUCACGCGGCUUACGCACCUCGAAGCAGCUGCCGAGUCGCUUGCCACCAUCGGCGAAGCAUGCGAGACAGCCGCAGUGCUUGCAGGCGGUGGCAUGUUCUGGCGCGCCGUCGGAAUCCAGCGACUCGGGCUGCCCUUCCUAUCGUCCCGUCGACGAAAGGGCAUCGAGCGGCUUGGCAUUGUGCUUUCGCUCUGCUCGGUACUGCUCAGCCUGCUCGUCCUCCGCAUCGAACGCAAAGCUUUACGGGCGCAAUUGCGGUCGGCGCAUCGAAGGAUCAUCCGUGCCAACGACAAGCUCGGCUGGGCCACCGAGCUGGCGGGCACGACGAUCGAGCGCGACCAGGCGCUGUCGCACCGCAAGCGCGAUCCCUCGGUGGGUCGCGCGAGGUCCCAGGCAAGACAGCCGCUCGAGAUGCUCGGGCCCGACCUACAGGAUGCGGCGAGAGAGCUGGAUGACCAGGACCUCUCCGCGUCCGACUCCGCGUCCGAUUCGGGUCUGUCUGACACUUGGACAGUUGUGCCCGACGCAGACGACACGUUUACCGCCCACUACCGCGCUGAGGUAGAGCGGCCGCGCCGACGCACACAGCAGCACAGCCACGGGCCGAAACCCAUCGACGUGAGCUCGCUCAUCCAGUCGACCGAACGCUCGCUGGUCCGCGCGGAAUCCGACCUGCGCCGCACGCGCCGCAGCAUCAAACUCAACUUUUGGGAAAAGGUCGCCAACCUCUCGGAGUCCGUCUUCCUCUCCUACGAGGCCGCCGCCCCGCACAUGGACAAGGACGCCACCGAGGGCUGGACCGGCUUGCUGGCGAGCGCCAUCCGCCUCACUUCGCUGUGGAGGCAGAUCAGCUGGGGGUGGAUUUGA
This is a messenger RNA of Sporisorium graminicola, 2346 nucleotides long. RefSeq lists its product as uncharacterized. The record is from RefSeq and is a predicted model, not a curated record. The transcript has a single exon. Bases 1 to 2346 code for a protein of 781 amino acids. NCBI's taxonomy places the organism in Eukaryota, Fungi, Basidiomycota, Ustilaginomycetes, Ustilaginales, Ustilaginaceae.